Messenger RNA from Papaver somniferum (opium poppy), 1860 nucleotides. Its product is annotated as peptide-N4-(N-acetyl-beta-glucosaminyl)asparagine amidase A-like. Lineage: Eukaryota; Viridiplantae; Streptophyta; Magnoliopsida; Ranunculales; Papaveraceae. The record is from RefSeq and is a predicted model, not a curated record. The transcript has a single exon. Bases 1 to 1860 code for a protein of 619 amino acids. Gene Ontology annotation, cellular component: vacuole.
AUGUCUUCAUCAUCACCAUCUCCCAUCCUUAUCAUUUUCAUCAUCUCUACUUUCAUGAUCAACAUCUCAUCAUCAUCACCUGAUUCUCCUGACCGUUACUUGAAAUCAUUAACAAAUCCUCCUCCAUCAUCAACCAUACCAACAGGAUCCAUCGAAGUAACAAAACCACCACCACCAUCAAACCCAAUCAAUCCCAACUGUUCAAUCCUUCUUCUCCAAAAUGAUUUCAAUAACACGUUGACUUCGCCACCAUUUACAACACUCUAUUCACCGCCGGUCAAUUGUUCCGGUCCAUGGAACAAAAUCUUCCUGGAAUACAGUGUCAGUUCUGAUGAUGGAGAACAGGAUGAUAGAAUCUCAGGUGUGUGGCUUGACGGAGUUGAGAUUCUAAGAACAAGUACACCUCAAGGUAAUCCGUCUGGGAGCUUCUGGAAAAUUCGGAAAGAUGUUUCGAGGUACUCGUCGUUGUUUACUCAAUCCAAUUUAACAUUAUCUGUGAUGCUUGAAAGUGAGUCUAUUGAUGAUUGGUUUACUGGUUUUUAUCAAGUCAAUGUCUCAUUGUUCUAUUAUCAAGAUCAAGAUCUUAAUCUAACUAAGAUCUCAUCAGUUGAAUUUAUUGAACAAGUAGAACCACUCAAAUUGAAUAGAAAACUAGGGGGUUUAUCUGAGACUAGUAUAAAGGGCAUGUACAAUGCUGGUGCAUUUUCUAAUGAGACAUCACCGGAUUUGAUAAUUCCGGUUUCUGAUAACGGGGGUGAAGGUUGCUGGUUUAGGAUUAAGAAUGAAUCGGAUAUUCAUUCCAAAACGAUUCAGAUUCCACAGAAUACUAGGAAAGCCGUUUUAGAAAUCUAUGUUUCAGCUCAUGGGAAUGAUGAAUUUUGGUAUUCUAAUGUACCAAAUGCGUACAUUGAGUCGAAUCAUUUGAGUAGUCAACGAGGAAAUGGAGCUUUCCGGCAAGUGAUUGCGACGGUGGACGGGGUUACGGUUGGUUCGGUGACUCCAAUUCCUGUUAUUUUUUCAGGUGGGAUUAAUCCGUUGUUUUGGGAUCCUGUUGUUGCUAUUGGGGCAUUCAAUCUGCCUACUUAUGAUGUUGAUUUGACUCCGUUUCUCGGGUUUUUAUUAGACGGAAAGAAUCAUUCUUUUGGUCUUGGUGUUGCUUAUAGUAAAUCAGUUUGGCUUGUUAAUGCAAAUCUUCAUAUUUGGUUGGAUCAUGGGUCAGACAUUGUUACGGCGAAAUCGAUUGCGUACGAGACUUCACCAAUGCAACUCCAAAACCAAACACAGUUCCGAACUCUAGAUGGGCAAUUCAAGAUUGAGGGGCAAAGGAAGACUGAGUACUCUGGAUGGGUUAAUUCAUCAGCCGGAAACUUUACGACCCGCAUUUACGACGAAUUCAAAUUCAAGAAUGAAAUCAAGAUAAGCAAUAAUGGGAAAGACAAGGAGGUUGAACAAAAGAUUAAGCUGCAAACAGAGGUUAGAAUUGAAAAUGAUGUUGGUCAUGAGAUUAGUAAAUCGAUUAUAAGUAGAGAGUACCCAAUUAAGAUGAAAAUCUCGACAUUACCUGGAGCUGAAGCGGAUACAUUUGUAUCGACUACUGAUGUUUCUCAUUCGACGAAAGAGAAAUAUACUCGUGCUUUAUCAUCGAACGAGCAAAUUCAAAUUGAAUCUGAGAACAGUCAAGAAUCAAAUGGAUGGAUGAUUGUAAAAGAUCGUUCGGUUUUGUCAGGUUCAGGAAGCACAAGCCAGACACUGACAUUCAAAGAUCUGAAUGGUUUCUACUCUAGAGUUGUUUCUGCAUCAAAUGGUAAGAUUUUACAAGAUGAUUCUACUCUUGCUAGUGUGUCCCCAUUCUCUGCUUAA